AUGGUCGAAUCGGAGUGGCUGAGGGAGCUCCAAAAUGAUGAGGAGUACGGCAUAAUCUUGGAAAAUUUGAAGGCAAAUAGACUGGAGGAGGAAGUGAAGUUAGUCGGCAUGGCCAAAAGAUUGGGAGUAGCUGACUUCAUGAUAGAAGAAGGCGCCUUGAAGCUGUUGCGAGAAGAUUGGACAACAGCGGUUGUAGUGCCGAAAUCAAAAAGGAAGGAAGUAUUCACGGUGGAUGUCUCGCAAAACAUUUCUCGACGAGAAAAUGUGUCGAAUACUAGGAAAGAGGGUCUUGGUCUCCCAUGGAAAAGGACAUUGCGAAAGAGUAGAAUUCGGCUGAGUGAGAUCGACCUUGACGAUUACAAGACCAAGCUUGUCCGCGGUAUGCGAGUAAUUCGCGAUGAAGUUGCUCAGCAGGCGGAAAAGUACCGAGAAAGAAUGAAGAAAUACUAUGAUAGCGAGAAAGCAGUGGAUAAGUCAUAUUUUCCUAAAGUAGGCGAAAGAGUGUUUAUGAAGAUGCCGCGAGAGCGGAGCCACGCGAAACAUCCUAAGCUGGUGUUAAAAAGUUGUUGUUCACAUGUUGCGUUAAUGAGUGGUAUGGUCCCUCCAGGACGCUCGAUUCAAUCACACCAUCUUGCCCGGUUGGCCAUGGGAUACGAGCAGGAAUCAUACAUGGAUGGCACAUGGCACGCUCGUUGGAAUGGUCGACGACAUCGUCUGUGGUGUCGAACGCGGAAUGAGCAUGCCAGAACGGUCAUUCUGGUGCCGGAUGUUUUGAGAAGAUUGACCUUUUGCCGGAAAGGGCCAAGGACUACUCUGUUCUACUACAGGUCAUUUCGUGAAGUCCGGCGGAAUAAUAACGUGUUGUUCGCUGAUGAAGUUGGAACCGUUGUGUGGGUGAAUGCCGCCGAGGGAACCUGA
This is a messenger RNA of Ostertagia ostertagi, 918 nucleotides long. The record is from the annotation of a GenBank genome assembly. Lineage: Eukaryota; Metazoa; Nematoda; Chromadorea; Rhabditida; Trichostrongylidae.